UAUAUUAUGGAAUUUAGAAUUAUUUUGUCGUACGUAGCAGUGGGAAUCAAACAUCAUUAACAGUUACGUCGAAAAUGUUAUUGAAAAAGAUCUGGAAAUAAAUAAAGUCUCUGAAAAAUGAGUGCUUCAACUGCCCCAAAUUCUUCUACAACUGAAACAUCAUCUUCAUCAUCACCAUCAGAUGCCACUUUCAAAGAGAAAUUGGCAGAGUUACGGCAGCAGCAAGAAGAACAAUACUUUAAGCUGACGCAGCAAUACAAGGAACAGCAGGAUAUGCUAAAACAACAACAGCAACAAGAAUUGAAGCAAUAUUACCAACGACAGAUGAUUUUAAAUCCAAAUCAUAAAAUUCCACCACCCACCAAAGAAAUGCUCACUCAGAGCAAUUAUCGAAGCUAUCAUAUGGAGGCUCCUAGAAAGCAUGAGCUUGGACCAGAAGAUAAAAAUAUUUCCAUGUUGGAGGGUCCCACAGGUCCUCCAAAUUCUUCAAAUGCUUUGUCAGCACUUGUCAGGGAUCGUGUGCGCAAAAAGGCACUGGAUAAUAUCAACAAAAAGUCAGCAUUCGAACAUAUUGAUGCACAAGCACUAACAACCCAUAGACAAGAGGAGUUUAAUAGAUGGGUAUAUGAAUCCCGUCCUUAUGAUAAUGAGGAAGAUGGUCCAUAUAUAUUGCGCAAAGCUACCUCCGAGCCUAAUUUAAAAGGAAGAAAUACACUAAAACAUCGAGUUCGCUAUAAACCUUGUGUUGACCACCACCCGCUGAUGCCUACCAAUAAUCAUCCACGACAUUCAUACAGUCCUGGAGAUAGCCGCCAUCCAGAUAUGACAUCAGAGAGAAGAGAGGCAAUAUCACCACCUUAUAAGCGGGAUGCUAUAGAAGGCAAAGUAUUUCAUAAAGGUCCACGUGGUGGUGUACCACCUCUUUUUCAAUCUCCUUCCCUACCAAAUAUUAAUCUGGGUAGUGGAAGGUCUCAGGUUCACUUUCCUACUUCUAUGAGCUUAGGAACAUAUUCCACUGGCUCUACACCAGAUUUAAAAGCACCUUUGCAUCCUGGUCAUCCAAAGUAUCUUGAUAUGUUGAAGACACAGUAUGCAACUAACCAUAGAUAUUUACAACAUAUUAUGCUUGAACAUAGACAUGAUCCCAAAGACAUUGAUUUAUUUCAUCAACGGUACCUGUCGAAAACUGAUGAUCACAGGUUAUCUGAUGAAGAGCGUGUGAAACAAUUAUUAGAAUCUCAAAAUAGACUUUAUCUUCAUCUUGUUGAUUUGUUUAAAUUAUCACCGCCAUACACAGGAUUGUCAAAAAGUUUUUCGAAAUUACAUUCAAUUGAAAAUGUCCCACCUCCAUCUUCACUUAUUCAGUCUCGAUCACAUGACUCAUUGCAUAGCAUCAAAUCACCACCACGAAAAGAUGUGUACUACAAAGAUGACUACCUGCUCCAGCCACAUGGCUUGCACACACAAUCAAGGUUUCGUUUUAAUCGUGACCCAUACCCAGUAGGAAAUGACCUGCAUAUGCAGGAUCAUCAAGCGGCACGACUAAGACUGAAAGAACAUUUACGUGACAAGCAUGAAGCCAGCUCUUCCACAAUGAAAUCUAUGUCAUUGGAUUCCCAUUUUAGGAGAUUGGAGCGAGAUCAUAAAAUACAAGAGGAAACGCCUGAAGAUGUAGAAAAAGAAGAACGAAAACAUAUUAGUCCACGAGCCAUAGAAGAAGAGACAUUUAUAUAUCGAACUUCUGAAUUAGUCAACAAAAGGUCGGGUGAAUCAGCAUCCCAUUCAUCAAUGUAUGGAUCAGGAUCUCGUUUGAAUAACAUUGCUAACAAAUUGCAUGGCUCUGCCUCAAGAUUAUAUGGUUCCAACCCAAGUUUACAUGGCUCUGACCACCGCCUGCACAACUCUAAUCCCCAUUUGUAUAAUUCAGACCAAAGAAUACAUAGGUCCAACCCUCGUUUACACGGUUCAGAUACACGCAUACACACCUCAGACCCAAGGCUUCAUGGUUCUGACUCUCGUUUACAUGAUUCAGAGUCACGAAUUGUUAGUUCAACAUACACUACUUCUGAAAACGAGUCUUCAUUGAAAAGCACUAAGGACAUGACCGGUUUAGUGUAUGAUACUAUUAUGUUAAAACAUCAAUGCACCUGCGGUGGAAGCUAUCCCUUACAUCCAGAAUGUUCAGGUAGACUUCAAAGUAUUUGGGCCCGGCUUCAAGAAACUGGUGUUGCAAAUUUAUGUGAACGAAUUAGACCUCGCAAAGCUACCUUGGCGGAAUUACAAACUGUACACAGUGAGCAGCAUGCAUUACUAUUUGGUGGUGGUCGAAGCAGAGAUGGAGCACAAAAUUUACGUUGUUUCAGCACAUUGGCAUGUGGAGGAAUUGGAGUUGAUGCUGAUACGAUAUGGAAUGAUACUCAUACUUCUAAUGCUGCUCGAAUGGCAGCAGGAUGUGUCAUCGAACUUGCAUUCAAAGUUGCCUCUGGUGAGUUGAAGAAUGGUUUUGCUAUUGUCAGACCGCCUGGACAUCACGCAGAAGCCCAUCAAGCAAUGGGGUUUUGUUAUUUCAAUUCAAUCGCUAUUGCUGCUAAACUAUUACGUUUAAAGAUGGCGGUAGAGAGAGUCUUGAUUCUGGAUUGGGACAUUCACCAUGGCAAUGGAACUCAACAAAUGUUUUAUGAUGACGAUCGUGUUUUAUACAUGUCCAUGCAUCGACAUGAUGAUGGAACAUUCUUUCCAGGCACUGGGAAACCGGAAGAAUGUGGUGCUGGUAUUGGAGUUGGUUGUAAUGUUAACAUUCCUUUUUGCGGAGGCUUAGAACCUACAUACGGAGACAAAGAAUACUUGGCUGCGUUCAGAACCAUCGUACUACCUGUUGUAAAAGAAUAUAAGCCUGACAUCAUCCUUGUGUCAGCAGGUUUUGACGCUGCUGAUGGUCAUUCCCCUCAACUGGGAGGUUAUACUGUUACUGCUGCAUGCUAUGCAUACAUGACGAAACAACUUAUGGAGUUUGCAAAUGGAAAGCUUGUUCUUGCGUUAGAAGGAGGGUACGCGUUGCAGUCUCUUUGCGAUGCUGCAGAAAACUGUGUGCGUACGCUACAAGGUGGUCCCGCAGCCGAACUUUCUGAAGAAACGAAACAAACGAAACCACACGAUAAUGCUGUUAAAUCUUUAGAAAAAGUGAUUGACAUACAAGCGAAAUAUUGGCCUAGUAUCAAGCGGCUGGCUCCUCAAGUUGGAUCUUCGUUAAACGGUGCUAAGAAAAUGGAGAAAGAAGAAGCAGACACUGUAAACGCGUUAGCCUCGCUUUCAAUGCAAGUUGUUCAAAACGGCUCAUCUGAGAAACCAACGAAGCCCACCGAACGUGAAGAACCUAUGGACGAGAAUUAGGCAAGUCGAAUAUGGAUUUCCGUAAAAAAGAAAGUCGAAACGACGCCGUUUCGUUGCUAAGCAUGUAAUAUAUUGCCGUGUAGGAAGAAGACGUCCAAGAUAGAACAAUUACACAUAUGUGAAUGCGAAGGGAAAUACCAUCAUUUAACUGUUCACUUUUAAUGGUUGGAUAUUUUAAUCUUUAGUACAAAAACAUUGUCUCGAUUAUUACCAUUAUGGGCUCGAUUGACCAUGUGCUCUCGUCAGCUGAUCAAGUUCGUGUUGAUGUUUUUUCGCCAUUAUUAAAAUGAGGCGCCAAUUGUUGAAAAACUUAACAGACUCAGUUGUGUAGUUUGUUUUCUGUUGUCUUUUUGUCUUCACAAGUGUUUUUAUUUCAACAACUUAUCAUAUAAUAAGGUUACAAUAACCGAGUUAUUUGCUAGAAUCUGUUUCGUUUUUAAACUUCAACAAGAAUGUGUUUAUUUUCGUAUUUAUAACUUGCCGCUUUUGUUUGCUACGAUUUUGUAAGAGCGAGCGGUGCUUCUAAUCUUCAGCAAAUAUGGCUGUUCAUCACAAGUAGAUCUCUACAUGUCAGUUUCAAGGAAACGCACGCAUUGCUUCAACAUUUAGAAACUUAGUUUGUCUUUGAGUCACUUCAGAUAUCGAUGUAUUUUUUUAAAAAAAAUAUCUUUUCUUAGUUGACAGUGACAAUAUUUUCCCUAAUGUCGAGUAUUAUUACUUAAACUUCGUAGGGUUUUCAAAAUUAUACUAGUCAUUUCAAGAUUCUCUUUUUAUGCGCAGCAUAGAGUAUAAUGAAAUUAAUUUUUUUGAAAAAUCAUGCCAGCAAAAUUGAUGUUUGAAAGAUUGUAUCGCCAAAACCAGCUUGUAAAUUCAAUUUUAAACGGGCCGCAUCCCGCUUUUCACGUACUGUUGCCUUUUUGCGUUUUAUAGCCAACUUGGUUUUACGAAAGUACGUCGUUACUCUUUUUUUUUAGUCCGUUAAUAUUUUUAUUGGCGAUACUUUACAUGUUUUUAUCAUUUAUAACUGUUGCGUAUAAAACAACAACUUAAUGCCCAUACCUUUAAAAUAAAAAAGGUUGGUAAAGUUUUUGUCAGAACAACUUAGUUAUUAUUGUGAAUAUUAUGUCGUAAACAAAA
Hydractinia symbiolongicarpus is the source of this 4527-nucleotide messenger RNA. RefSeq names its product histone deacetylase 4-like. The transcript has 22 exons. Gene Ontology annotation, biological process: chromatin organization; negative regulation of transcription by RNA polymerase II. The coding region runs from base 118 to 3390 and encodes 1090 amino acids. The record is from RefSeq and is a predicted model, not a curated record. Gene Ontology annotation, cellular component: histone deacetylase complex. Gene Ontology annotation, molecular function: histone deacetylase activity. Lineage: Eukaryota; Metazoa; Cnidaria; Hydrozoa; Anthoathecata; Hydractiniidae.